AUGGCGAAGCCACCCACAGACAAAGACAUGACAAAGUCAAACUCCCACAUGCUUCCUCCGUCGCCCACCCACUCCUCCUCUUCCUCCGACUUCGAGUUCACCAUCUCCAUCUCUCCCCGAAAAUUCUCCUCCUCCGCCCUCUGCCCCGCCGACGAACUCUUCCGCGACGGCCACCUUUUACCCCUCCACCCCUCCCACAGCUUGCCUUCCGUAGUCCCAACCCUCCUUCCCUCCUCCUCCUCCUCCGCCGCCCGUGACUCCUCCGGCAGCUCCAACGAUUCCCAGCAUUCCUUAUUCACCGCCACCGAUUGCGACUCCUCCCGCCCGAGCUCUGUCACGGACGACGAUGACGUCAAACGAUUUAACAACCCGCUGUUCUAUCCCCAAGCCACUCGAUUCCAAUCCCAUAGAGAGAUUAACAAGAUCAACAAGACGAGCACGACGAACAAGUACUUAUCAUCUACCUUCUCGAGAUUCUCCUCCGUGUUCCGGAAAGAACCGGGUAAGACCCGAGAUCCGGAUGGCGUAUCCGGAUCGUCGGUGAGACGCGUGAGCGUUACGGCGAGAGAGGUUGUUAGGAAGUAUUUGAAGAAGGUGAAGCCGUUGUACGAGAAGUUUUCGCAGAAACAGAAUCAUCAGCAGAGGACGGAGACUACUAACGGAGCAAAACCGACGUCGUUUUCGUCUCUGUUGGCGAGAACAGAGAGAUCAACUGCGAAAGAAGCGGAGAAGAAACAAAUAGGGUCGGUGAUGCUUUCUCAUUCUUUCUCGGGAAAUCUGAGGCACCUGAGGAGGAAGAGAAGCUGCGUUUCGAGCUGUCCUUCGUCGAUGAGAUCCUCGCCAACUCACUCCGGCGCGAUUUCUCGAAGCGGUGGCGUCGCCGGAGGGAUGUACUAUAGCAGCUACAAUUCGUCGACGAUGGAGGAGUUGCAGAGCGCAAUCCAGGGUGCGAUAGCACACUGUAAGAACUCAUGGAUUCAGGAAAAACCAAUGGUCAGCAACGAAAUCUAA
Prosopis cineraria is the source of this 1011-nucleotide messenger RNA. RefSeq names its product probable membrane-associated kinase regulator 1. The record is from RefSeq and is a predicted model, not a curated record. Lineage: Eukaryota; Viridiplantae; Streptophyta; Magnoliopsida; Fabales; Fabaceae. The transcript has a single exon. Gene Ontology annotation, cellular component: plasma membrane. Gene Ontology annotation, molecular function: kinase inhibitor activity. Bases 1 to 1011 code for a protein of 336 amino acids.